This is a messenger RNA of Xenopus laevis (African clawed frog), 1017 nucleotides long. RefSeq names its product rho GTPase-activating protein 15-like (gene arhgap15.S). The record is from RefSeq and is a predicted model, not a curated record. The coding region runs from base 1 to 1017 and encodes 338 amino acids. Lineage: Eukaryota; Metazoa; Chordata; Amphibia; Anura; Pipidae. The transcript is spliced from 10 exons.
AUGCGCCAGAUGCGGUGUUGCUUAGCCGCAUCCUUCCCAAGGAAAAAUUGGGUUGCUUCAUAUACUGUGCUCUCUGGUCCAAAACUGGAGUUCUAUAAAGACACAAAAGAUCAAGUUGCAUCAAACUUUAAGUCAAGCAUUAAGCCAGAAUGCAUAGAUUUGUGUGGAGCUUCUAUAGAAUGGACAAAUGAAAAAUCCAACCGUAAAAAUGUAUUUCAGAUCACAACGUUAUCAGGAAAUGAGUUCCUUUUCCAGUCAGACGCAGACAUUACCGUGCAGGAAUGGUUUAGUGCAAUUAGAAACACAAUUGACAGUUUGCCUCAAGAGGGCUUUUGGCAAAAUGGACUGAUUUUGAUUGAUUACAGACCUCAACAACGUCCUCGCUAUGUUUGUGAACAAUUGGCUUUUGCGAACAUGCGCAGUGUAUAUCAAGUGUUUGGCUGUCAACUGGAAACCCUCUGCAAAAGGAAAAAUACAAUGGUGCAAAACUUUGUAAAACAAUGUAUUGAGGCUGUUGAGAAAAGAGGAAUGGAUGCUGAUGGGAUAUACAGAGUCAGUGGGAACCUGUCCACAAUACAGAAACUACUAUUUAUUGUAAAUCAGGAAGAGAAGCUGAAUUUGGAUGACAGCCAGUGGGAUGACAUCCACGUUGUCACUGGAGCACUCAAGAUGUUUUUCCGAGAGCUGCCUGAGCCCCUGUUCCCAUACCGCUUCUUUGAGAAGUUUGUAGAAGCAAUAAAGCUGCAGGAAAGUGAUCUUCAUGUGAAAGCUAUAAGAGAGCUUGUAUGGACGUUACCCCCAGCCAACUGCAACACCAUGAAAACUCUUUUCGAGCAUCUCAGAAAGAUUGUUAUCAAUGCAUCUGUGAACCUUAUGUCAACACAAAGCCUAGGAAUUGUUUUUGGACAAACUCUUCUUAGACUAGAAAGUGACAUGGGAAACAUGGCGGUUUGCAUGGUUUACCAGAAUCAGAUAGUUGAACUUAUGUUAACUGAAUUUGAUAAAAUAUUCUCUUGA